CGACUCGCUCUCACUCCCCCUUGCUCACACACUCAGGCAGCAUCCUCCCCUCACCACUUCUACCUUCACACUCACCUCUUCGCGCCUCCCUCUCACUGCUCCUCUCGCCUCCUUCCUUCCCAUCACCUACUAACACAUAUCAUCUCUGGCAUCUCCUUCCCGUCUGUUGCCUCCCUCUCCUUCCACUCUUUCCUCCAUCUCUUUCAUUCCUCCCUCCAGUUGUCACACACUCAACCUUGCUGUCUCGCGCAAACUCACGCGUAUACACACUCAUGCUGAUUGGCACCCAAGGACAGAGCACUCUCUCUCCCAAACCGGCGACCAGGCGAUUUGCUCGUGUGGCCAGGCUUCUUGACACUGAGCUCAGCUGAGGAAGAGGACGAGGAAGAGGCCAUGGAGCACAGCCACAUCUUCCCUGUUUUUUCCCCAAAUGGGAGCACCUGGAGCCCGGGGGAACUUCCCUCUGAGGUUGCCCAGGGAUGCCCUCUCGGACCACUGCCUGUCAUCUACUACAGCGUCCUGCUCUGUCUCGGCCUGCCCGCUAACAUCCUGACAGUGGUCAUCCUGUCCCAGCUGGUGCUGCGUCGUCAGAAGUCCUCCUACAACUAUCUCCUGGCUCUGGCAGCCGCCGACAUCCUAGUGCUACUCCUCAUUGUUUUUGUCGACUUCAUACUGGAGGAUUUUAUUUUGGCCGCGCCGCUGCCUCCGUCUCUAAACAAUGCAGUGCAGGUUCUGGAGUUCUCCUCCAUCCACACCUCCAUCUGGAUCACCGUGCCUCUCACCAUCGACCGUUACAUCGCCGUUUGCCACCCGCUGCGCUACCAUACAGUCUCCUACCCGGCUCGCACACGAAGGGUCAUAUUUGCUGUGUAUAUAGGCUGCUUGCUCUCUGCAGCUCCUUAUUACUGGUGGCCUGAGCUGUGGCACAGCCUGUCUGGGGUGGGAAGUGGUGGUGGAGGAGGAGGAGGUGAGGGCAACAGGAGAACUGUGGCCCAGCAUGUCCUGGUGUGGGCCCACUGCGCCACCGUCUACCUCCUCCCCUGCACUGUAUUUUUCUCCCUCAAUGCCGUCAUCGUUCGGAAGCUGCGCAGACGCCGCAGCUGCUUCCGUCUACGCGGCUACUCUACCGGCAAAACCACCGCCAUUCUCCUCGCCAUCACCUCCAUCUUCGCCGUUUUGUGGGCACCACGUACCCUCAUGAUCCUCUACCACUUCUACUCCCCUCCUCCGGCCUCGCAAGGUGCAGGCCGACUGCUCCACAUGCUCACCGACCUGGCGAACAUGCUGGCGUUGCUCAACACCGGUGUCAACUUCUUCCUCUACUGCUUCAUCAGCAAGCGUUUCCGGGGCAUGGCGGCCAACGUGCUGCGAGCCCUGGUCCACUGCCGGAAGCAACCACCUCCGUUCUAUGCCAGCCACAACUUCUCCAUCACAAGCAGCCCUUGGAUCUCACCAGCCAACUCCCACUGCAUCAAGAUGUUGGUGUACCAGUAUGACAAAAAUGGAAAGCCCAUUUGUAUUUCCUCUUGAAUCAGCCACCAGCAGCUGCCCCCACCUUCUGUGGUUGGGGGGACAUAUUUGAGCUUUGUCUCCUUGGUGACCAGCUUUCCCAUACGGGACUCUUUGAGGCUUGAAAAUGUCAACAUGCCCAGGAGAGCACAGAGCUGACAGUUUCGCUAUCUUUGAGCGGUAACAAAGUAGUAGACUAGCAAGGUGGAAAAGCAAACAGCAGGUAUUCACGGUAUUCACAAAAGCAGCGACCAGCAUCAAAUAGAUGUUGAUUGUUUCCUCCAUGCAAAAAAAUAAUAAAACUACUGUAAGUGACUGCCGCUUCAGUGAGCGACACUCAGACUGAUAAAGGGAUAUCACCACCAUCUAUCACUGACUUUUAUGAACCACAGUUUGUAACGGCAGUAAAGUAUAAACUGACAAAUAGAUGAAUGCUUGGUGAGGCAUCAAACGCCUGGUGACACCGGGUUCUUUAUUGACGCUCUCUGUUGUACGCCGCUGCCAACGGCGAAGAGCUUUGAACAGCUGCGUCUUUGCCCGUUGGGAGUCAUUUCCAGGAAGCAGAGAUCCAGAGUCUAGGUACUAAACAUCUCACCUGAUUCACUCAGUCAGAGUCUCCACUGCCCGCAGUUCUGACUGUCUCUAAAGCAAUGUUUAAACAGCGCUGUCAUUUCCAGUUGAAUAUGCAGAGGACUUUCAAAGGCAUGUUAAUUUUGGGCUUUUACGAAAUGAACAGCCCGCCCCUGACUUUUCUUCACGUGUGCUGAGAUCAUCCUAGGUCACCUACAAGUCGGCGCUUGCUAUGGAAGUUAUCCCAGAUCCACAGAUUGUCGUAGGACGAGUAGACUCUCUGCUUGU
This is a messenger RNA of Larimichthys crocea (large yellow croaker), 2367 nucleotides long. It is a transcript of the gene gpr139, whose product is annotated as G protein-coupled receptor 139. Gene Ontology annotation, molecular function: G protein-coupled receptor activity. NCBI's taxonomy places the organism in Eukaryota, Metazoa, Chordata, Actinopteri, Sciaenidae. Gene Ontology annotation, biological process: phospholipase C-activating G protein-coupled receptor signaling pathway. The transcript is spliced from 2 exons. Bases 394 to 1530 code for a protein of 378 amino acids. Gene Ontology annotation, cellular component: plasma membrane. The record is from RefSeq and is a predicted model, not a curated record.